GAUUUCUGGAAUAAAUAUCUCCCAACCCACCCGGAAAACACCACGAAGAUUAGGUUUUUUCUACCAUUCGUUCCUUACCUCGCCGCCGUUGCUGAGAUGGCUGCCUCCGCUUUCGCUGUCUCGAUGGCGCGGGCCGGUCAGUCUUUCCGCUCAACACUAAGUACAAUGCUCACGAAACGCUUAUUCCAUUCCCCGUUUCCCUCUUCCCGGCAUCCCAUCGGUCUUGUUUCUUCCCUGGUCGGUGAUGUCGUGCGCCGCCGUCCGAUGCCUUACGCUUCCGUACGACUGGUAGCUGGAGGCGGCGCUGCUAGGCUCAACCCUAUCCGUUGCAGAAUCAAUCGGUCAGGGGACUCGCCCUACUCACCGAUCAACUCGGGUUCUGGUGGUGGAUUCAGUGAUAGGCCACCGACUGAGAUGGCUCCUCUGUUCCCUGGAUGCGAUUAUGAGCAUUGGCUCAUCGUUAUGGAUAAGCCAGGCGGGGAGAACGCCACCAAGGAGCAAAUGAUCGAUUGCUACAUCAAAACCCUAGCAAAGGUCGUUGGAAGCGAGGAGGAAGCAACAAAGAAAAUCUACAAUGUCUCGUGCGAACGCUACUUUGGCUUCGGGUGUGAGAUUGACGAGGAAACAUCUAAUAAGCUUGAAGGACUUCCCGGAGUUUUAUUUGUGCUUCCUGAUUCUUAUGUUGAUGCUGAAAACAAGGACUAUGGAGAUUGACAUCAGAGUUGUGUCCAUCGAUUCAAUGCUUCUUUGAAAGGAAUUACUGAGCGGUGAUCAUUUAACUGCUUAUUAAUGGAUUAUGAAUGCUUAAAUGUAUCCUGCAAAAACAGAAAGUAUUCAUAUACACUAGCAUUAAAUGAUAUUAUUUAAUUAAUAA
This is a messenger RNA of Dendrobium catenatum, 874 nucleotides long. RefSeq names its product multiple organellar RNA editing factor 5, chloroplastic/mitochondrial-like. Lineage: Eukaryota; Viridiplantae; Streptophyta; Magnoliopsida; Asparagales; Orchidaceae. The coding region runs from base 97 to 714 and encodes 205 amino acids. The record is from RefSeq and is a predicted model, not a curated record. Gene Ontology annotation, cellular component: mitochondrion. The transcript is spliced from 4 exons. Gene Ontology annotation, biological process: cytidine to uridine editing; mitochondrial mRNA modification.